Molecule: messenger RNA, 1808 nt
Organism: Daldinia vernicosa
Lineage: Eukaryota; Fungi; Ascomycota; Sordariomycetes; Xylariales; Hypoxylaceae
Product: heterokaryon incompatibility protein-domain-containing protein
Exons: 2
Coding region: 167-1159 (330 amino acids)
Source: RefSeq, a predicted model, not a curated record
CCAAUACACUUAGGUGCCUAUGGGCACCUAAGGUAUAUAAGGCAGCCGAACAUAGAGGCAAGAAACAUAUAUAGGUAGGUAUUCAAGAAGAGUCAUGGUCGGCUUUCUGGGUACCUAACCUCUUGCAAAAUCCGAUACACAAUUAGCAUUCUGUGCUUAGCUCACCAUGGACACCGAUGAGCUAUGUCUUCCUCAAAGAUGUUCAAUUUGCGGUGCUAGAUCUAGCGAUCUGUCUACUGUAUGGUCCAACCCUAAAUCUGCGCCUUGCCCCUAUCUCUCAGACUGGAGUGUCGAUUGGGAUGAUUUUGUUCAUAGCCCAACCCCUAAUUUUGGCGUUGGAUGCGUGGUCUGUGCAACAGUUUUAUCAAUAUUAUUUGGAACAUAUCAGAAGCCCAACUACCCAUACCUUCGCCCUCAGGUCACUUCUACUACAAUAUCAAUGGGAGAAUGUGAGACGAUAAUCCUCGACAUAGAGGGCCGAGAAAGUAUCCUAAUCAACCCGUUAAAAAGCUCCCUGUCAAAUAUAGAAUACGACUCAUGCUACAAUUUUCCUACUAGCAAAGGUCCGAUUGAAGCUUUGAAUCUUGCAAGAAGGUGGCUACAUUCAUGUAGGACGAGCCAUGAGGAAUGCGCACUCACAUCAAAACCUUAUGUUCCGUCUAGACUCAUUGAUGUCACCUCCCCGAAUCCUAAACUAUUAUUACGGUGCGAGAUACCAAACGACUCUCCCUUUGUUGCCUUGAGCCAUUGUUGGGGCGGUUCUCAGCCUCUCAAAACAGUUAACAGCAAUGUCGACUCGCACAGGAGAGGACUAUCCCUUAAAGCUCUCCCGGCAACAUUUAAGGAUGCAGUCAAGUUAAUGAAAAUACUAGGGUUACGGUUCCUCUGGAUAGAUAGCCUCUGUAUCGUACAAGACGAUAAACGGGACUGGGAACAGGAAUCGACCCAGAUGGAGAAGAUUUACGGUAGUGCUGAAUUGGUAUUGGUCGCUUCUGUUGCAGCCUCCGCUCACGAUGGCUUCUCGAUUUCAGUCCUAUUACGGCGGUACUUAUCUUGCAGGUCUAUGGGAAGAGGAUCUCAUAUACGGACUUCUCUGGAUGACCCAAGGCGGAAAGCCGGAGGACUUCGAGGCUCCCAGCUGGAGCUGGGUUUCUGUUAAUAGCGAUUGUUUUUCCUACAACUUAUGGGCAAAAUACAGCACUGCCUUAGCUAAAGUCAGUCGCACUUCAGUGAAAUUGUCGACAAAAAGCAUCUAUGGUCAGAUUCCCAGUAGAUCUAUUCGACUUCGCAGCAGAGCAGUACAAGCGAAACUUUAUAUCGGCAACACACCCAACAAUUGGAAUGGACCACUGAAGAGAGCGUGUAGGAUAUCUGGGACAACAUGGGCUGUUGAUUGCUGGCUGGACAUGCCACUUGCACCCUACGGCUCUAUCUUGGACGAUAUCACGGGAAAGGCAGAGGUUUCUGCAAGGAGAAUAUAUUUCUCUGAAACGGGUGUCCUUCCAAAAGCCCCGGCUAUUUAUUUCGUUUGGAUACUUUUGAUGGCAGUGAAGGACAUGUACGGUGAAUAUAAUGGGUUGAUACUUGGUCCCUCGCCGAAACAGCCAGGAUGUUUCGAACGACUUGGGCUUGCCUCUUGGCCCUAGGGAGGUUUACCCUGUAAAUGGGUUGCCGAACACAAAUCCCGCAGGUUUAUCGUAGUUUGAGUACGAUGCUUCGCCAGGGGGUAUAAUCAACUCUUAUAUAUUUCAUUAGUACUGCCACAAUUUUUCAACCAAUCAGAUACUUAGAAUUGCUCCGCAAUUGGC